UGUAUCAUAGAAAUACCGUCGUCACGUACAACAACGCUGAACCCUCCUAAGUCUAGUCGAAUCGGAAGAAACCGGCAAAGUCUCACCGUCGUCGAGAAAGAUAAAGUAGCGAGAAGUGUGGAAGGAAUGUCGACGGUCACAAACUCCGGUUUCCCUAGCCAGGAGGAGGACAAGAAGCCCCUCGAUCAGUCCCAGUCCGGCGUGCACAUCAACCUCAAAGUCAAGGGCCAGGAUGGAAACGAAGUGUUUUUCAGGAUCAAGAGAAGUACGCAGCUGAAGAAGCUGAUGAAUGCUUACUGUGACAGACAAUCUGUGGAUUUCAACUCUAUUGCAUUCUUGUUUGAUGGUCGCCGUCUUAGAGGCGAGCAGACUCCUGAUGAGCUGGAGAUGGAGGAUGGGGAUGAAAUUGAUGCAAUGUUGCACCAGACCGGAGGUGUUGUUGCAUAACAAUAACCAGAGAGAGAGACAGAGUUUGAGAUGCCUUAGUUGAAUUCAGUUUUUGGCAAGCCUUCAUUGCCAAGAAGGGAUUGUAAUUAAGGCUGUAAUGAUACUAAUAAAUCUGCUUCAGCAGUUAACUAAUGUUAUGAUGGUCAGAUGUUUUAUGCUACUUUUUGUUUGAAAUGAUGUUUUAUGCUACUUGUUUCUCUUUUAAUACAUGCUUUCCUUUGAAUUC
This is a messenger RNA of Ipomoea triloba (trilobed morning glory), 673 nucleotides long. Its product is annotated as small ubiquitin-related modifier 1-like. The record is from RefSeq and is a predicted model, not a curated record. Gene Ontology annotation, biological process: protein sumoylation. Gene Ontology annotation, molecular function: ubiquitin-like protein ligase binding; protein tag activity. Lineage: Eukaryota; Viridiplantae; Streptophyta; Magnoliopsida; Solanales; Convolvulaceae. The coding region runs from base 127 to 447 and encodes 106 amino acids. The transcript is spliced from 3 exons. Gene Ontology annotation, cellular component: nucleus.